ACCUAUUUCAGAAAUGAAACCUCUCACGCUCCUAAAAGUGUCAGAGAACUCGCCUCAUCUCAGCGCAGACGCUGUCCUGGCCCUGAACGCUGCUGCGGUUAUCGCCAACAUAAAGCUGCAGGCCCAGCAGAGACAGAAGGAUGAGCAGACACCCACUACAUCCCACACAGCAACAGCAGUGUCUUUAACUGAGGAUAGAUGGAAUAAUGAAGAGGCUACUGGUGCUGAUGGGAAGAACAAAACGCCUCCAGCAAGUCCAUGUGUGGAGUUUGUUCCGAUUGAGUCCCAAAAUGUGCCUCCUGAAACGGCAUUGUCACUUAGCGAAGCUUUAGCGAUGAGACGGCCUGAUUUCAUCCGGCGCUCACAGGCCAGAGUUCGAGCCCUGGAGUGGAGGUCGCAGGAGAGGCAGAGAGCACAGAUCUCCCCCCAGAGCCCCGAGCGAGAAAGCCUUUUGAAAUCCAAAGACAGAAGCAUCAUGGGAAAGGGUCUACAGCUGCGGUCCAGGAGGAAUUAUAACCAGCUCCCUGAAGUGAGGAAGAGGAGAGAGGAAGAAAAGAGAAAAAAAGACGAGGAGAAAAGAAAACUGGCAUCUCGGACCAACAGGCUGCGGGCAGAGCUCUUUAAAAAGAAACUUCUGGAGCAGAUUUUGCAGAGAGGAGGAAAUCACUGACACCGCCUUGGACUCGUGUUUCUUCUCACUCCACAGUUCUCAAACCGGCCCUUGAAAAAUAUGACAUGACAACGGUCAUAAAUGUUAUGGAAUAGCUCCUUCCAGAAUAAAAGUGCCUCUGGAUUACAUCUAUUCCCUCUACACACUGCGGGGCAAAAGUGUGGAAUAAGUACGAUUUCAAUUUCUUAAUGUUUUUUAAAGAAGUCUC
Rhinichthys klamathensis goyatoka is the source of this 878-nucleotide messenger RNA. It is a transcript of the gene cunh10orf90, whose product is annotated as chromosome unknown C10orf90 homolog. NCBI's taxonomy places the organism in Eukaryota, Metazoa, Chordata, Actinopteri, Cypriniformes, Leuciscidae. The transcript is spliced from 7 exons. Gene Ontology annotation, biological process: regulation of centriole replication. Gene Ontology annotation, cellular component: centriole; centrosome; cytosol. The record is from RefSeq and is a predicted model, not a curated record. Bases 14 to 670 code for a protein of 218 amino acids.